Gorilla gorilla gorilla (western lowland gorilla) is the source of this 1033-nucleotide messenger RNA. It is a transcript of the gene U2AF1, whose product is annotated as U2 small nuclear RNA auxiliary factor 1. Gene Ontology annotation, cellular component: U2AF complex. The record is from RefSeq and is a predicted model, not a curated record. The transcript has 8 exons. Gene Ontology annotation, biological process: mRNA splicing, via spliceosome. Bases 165 to 887 code for a protein of 240 amino acids. NCBI's taxonomy places the organism in Eukaryota, Metazoa, Chordata, Mammalia, Primates, Hominidae. Gene Ontology annotation, molecular function: metal ion binding; RNA binding.
CGUCCCGCCCACGCGCACGCAGCACCUCGCCUGACUGGGUAGCGCUGCCACGUCGGGGCGGGGAAGAGCGUCGUCGCGUCCGGGUGACGUCUCCCGCGGGCGUCGGCAGGGUCGGCGGCGUCGGCAGCAGUGUCGACGGCAGCGGCGGCGGCGGCGGGUGGGAAAUGGCGGAGUAUCUGGCCUCCAUCUUCGGCACCGAGAAAGACAAAGUCAACUGUUCAUUUUAUUUCAAAAUUGGAGCAUGUCGUCAUGGAGACAGGUGCUCUCGGUUGCACAAUAAACCGACGUUUAGCCAGACCAUUGCCCUCUUGAACAUUUACCGUAACCCUCAAAACUCUUCCCAGUCUGCUGACGGUUUGCGCUGUGCCGUGAGCGAUGUGGAGAUGCAGGAACACUAUGAUGAGUUUUUUGAGGAGGUUUUUACAGAAAUGGAGGAGAAGUAUGGGGAAGUAGAGGAGAUGAACGUCUGUGACAACCUGGGAGACCACCUGGUGGGGAACGUGUAUGUCAAGUUUCGCCGUGAGGAAGAUGCGGAAAAGGCUGUGAUUGACUUGAAUAACCGUUGGUUUAAUGGACAGCCAAUCCACGCCGAGCUGUCACCUGUGACGGACUUCAGAGAAGCCUGCUGCCGUCAGUAUGAGAUGGGAGAAUGCACACGAGGCGGCUUCUGCAACUUCAUGCAUUUGAAGCCCAUUUCCAGAGAGCUGCGGCGGGAGCUGUAUGGGCGCCGUCGCAAGAAGCAUAGAUCAAGAUCCCGAUCCCGGGAGCGUCGUUCUCGGUCUAGAGACCGUGGUCGUGGCGGUGGCGGUGGCGGUGGUGGAGGCGGCGGCGGACGGGAGCGUGACAGGAGGCGGUCGAGAGAUCGUGAAAGAUCUGGGCGAUUCUGAGCCAUGCCAUUUUUACCUUAUGUCUGCUAGAAAGUGUUGUAGUUGAUUGACCAAACCAGUUCAUAAGGGGAAUUUUUUUUAAAAAACAACAAAAAAAAAAACAUACAAAGAUGGGUUUCUGAAUAAAAUUUGUAGUGAUAACAGUA